AUGGCACAAAAUUUCUCCUGCAUAUCCCUAACAUCUUCAUCAAACCAAGAGUAUCCAAUUUUGCUUUCCAUUAAAGCCUUCUCCACUUCUUCAUCUAUUUCUACUUCUAUAAAUUCAAACAUUUUCUUCUGGAAGUUGUCAUCAUUCCCAUUCUUCUGAAAGCUGUCAUCUUUCUCAUUCUCAUUAAGAACUCUCUCUUCCACUUUGCUUGCCAAAGGCUUCUCUUUACGCUGUGCCUUUUCAAACUGAUUUAUUGACAUGUUGAUUCUUCCCCCUAGACCUUUAUUCAUUUUGGCAUUAUUGAUAAUUGCUCCAGCCUCUAACUCGCUAACGGUGCGAACAAAGCCAAUUCUUUUACCAUUUCUAUCUCUUUUUCUCGGCAGAAUUAUAUCCAAAAUAUUACCACAUCCACGAAAGAAUUGCCAUAUUUCUCGACCCGUUGCCUCAUCAGGAAUAUUUCUCAAGAAGAUCGUGUAAAAGUCUCCACGAUUUACUCCCUUUCUUGGACUAACUUUCUUUCUGCUUCGUGAAUGGAUCUGUUCCAGGGCUUCUUUGAUCGCAAUCUCAUUCCCCACGUUAAGAUCUGCCAAAGUUGACCUAUCAACCAGAUGAUUAUGAGCCCAUAUGAAGUUCUUAACAAGCUUGUCAUCUUCCUGCUGCCUGCGAUCUCUGAACGCCUGAAAAUUCCGAUCGGACGGUUGAAAUUUUGAAUUUCGAAAUCGGCCGCCUAAAUCGCCCUGACUCUGGAGAGAAUACAUAAUUUUAAAUAAAAUCUCAUUAAUAAAAUAAAAUCUCUCUUCUCCGUUGUUGAGCUCGCCAACUACAAUGACAAUCAUCAUUGAUCAACCUCAAUUCGGAGGUCGAGCGGAGGAGGGGCAUAUUAGCACUGCUGAAAAGGAAAUUGGAUUGGAUGGGGGAUUUUUCGUUCCGCAGACCAAUUCUUUUGGCAACAAAUUUAGGGAUUAUAAUGCUGAAAGCCACAGGCAAAAGGGUGUUGAGGAAUUCUACAGGACCAAUCACAUCAACCAAACUUAUGAUUAUGUGAAAAGGAUGAGAGCGGAGUAUGAGAAGUUGGACAAGGUGGAAAUGAGCAUAUGGGAAUGCUGUGAACUUCUCAACAAUGUUGUCGACGAUAGCGAUCCUGACCUUGAAGAACCUCAGAUUGAACAUUUGUUGCAGACAGCUGAAGCUAUCCGAAAAGAUCACCCCAAUGAAGAUUGGUUGCACCUUACGGCCCUUGUUCAUGAUCUUGGAAAGGUUCUUCUGCAUCCAAGUUUUGGGGAGCUUCCUCAGUGGGCUGUUGUAGGUGACACAUAUCCAGUUGGGUGUGCAUUCGAUGAAUCAAUUGUUCAUCACAAGUACUUCAAGGAGAAUCCAGACAACAACAACCCUGCUUAUAAUACCAAGUAUGGGGUUUAUUCUGAAGGUUGCGGACUUAACAAUGUGAUGAUGUCAUGGGGGCAUGAUGACUACAUGUAUAUGGUGGCAAAAGAGAAUGGGACUACUUUGCCAUCAGCUGGUCUCUUUAUUAUCAGAUAUCACUCUUUUUAUGCUUUACACAGAGCAGGAGCUUAUAAACACUUGAUGAACCAGGAAGACUGUGAGAAUUUGAAGUGGCUUCAAGUGUUCAACAAGUACGAUCUGUACAGCAAAAGCAAAGAAAGAGUUAACGUCGAGAAAGUUAAACCCUACUAUCUUUCACUCAUUGAGAAGUACUUCCCUGCAAAGCUAAAGUGGUGAAAGACAAGUAUUAAAUGGUUGGAUCAUGAAAGAUUACUUUUCAGUUGGGGAAAUCUUGAAUAAAAUGAGAUGCAAUUUCUCAGUUCUUCGUUUAGUUAACAGGAUCAGCGCAAUAAUGGAAGGAGUACUUGUGGUUCCUUUGUAAUUUCUAUAUUUCAUGUUUUUUUUAGUAAUGUUGGCAUCAGAACAAAUGUGGGUGUGAGUUUAAUACCUGUUGUUUAUGUUUUUUAGUACUUGUCUUUUUUUUUUUCCUGUUAGAAUGAUUUUAUUGUUUUCCUUUUUUUCA
This is a messenger RNA of Daucus carota subsp. sativus, 2026 nucleotides long. Its product is annotated as inositol oxygenase 1. The record is from RefSeq and is a predicted model, not a curated record. The transcript has 12 exons. The coding region runs from base 826 to 1740 and encodes 304 amino acids. Gene Ontology annotation, molecular function: iron ion binding; inositol oxygenase activity. Lineage: Eukaryota; Viridiplantae; Streptophyta; Magnoliopsida; Apiales; Apiaceae. Gene Ontology annotation, cellular component: cytoplasm. Gene Ontology annotation, biological process: inositol catabolic process.